AUGCCUGCGGGGGCCCCGUGCAGCCUUUUCUUCGCCUCUGUCCUCUUGCUGAGGGCAUGCGCCCAGAGCUUCGGCCAGACGCGCUUCAUCUGCACCUCGGUGCCGGUGGAUAUGGACAUGUGCACCUCCUCCCUGCCGAGCAGCGGCACCGCCGAGGAGCUGCAGACCACCGUCCUGCAGCUCCGGGAGACAGUGCUCCAGCAAAGGGAGACCAUCAUGAACCACAAAGAGACCAUCCGGGAGCUGACCACCAAGCUGGGCCGGUGUGAGAGCCAGAGCCUGCCGGAGGCGGGCCCCAGCGAGUCCAAGACGGGCGGGGGAUCCAGCCGCAAACAGCCCGGCUCGUCCAAAAACACCAUGGGGGAUCUGUCCCGGGCGCCAGCGGCUGAGACCUUGAGCCAACUUGGGCAAACUUUGCAGUCACUUAAGACAAGGCUAGAAAACCUAGAGCAGUUUAGUAGGAUCAAUUCGUCAGGCCAGACCAACCACCUGAAGGAUAUACUGCAGAAUAAAAUAGAUGACUUGGAGAAGCAAGUUCUGUCCAGAGUGAAUAGCCUGGAGGAAGGAAAGUUAAAUCCGAAGAACGAGUCCGAGGAAAGAGGCAAAAUCGAGAGUACGUUAACUUCCCUGCACCAGAGGAUCAGUGACUUGGAGAAAGGGCAGAAAGACAACCGGCCGACCGACAAGUUCCAGCUGACCUUCCCGCUGCGGACGAACUACAUGUACGCCAAGGUGAAGAAGAGCCUGCCCGAGAUGUACGCCUUCUCCGUGGGCAUGUGGAUCAAGUCCAACGCCUCGCCCGGGGUGGGGACGCCCUUCUCCUACGCGGUGCCGGGCCAGGCCAACGAGCUGGUGCUCAUCGAGUGGGGCAACAACCCCAUGGAGAUCCUCAUUAACGACAAGGUCGCUAAGCUCCCGUUCGUCAUUAACGAUGGGAAGUGGCACCAUAUCUGCAUCACCUGGACCACGCGGGACGGCGUGUGGGAGGCCUACCAGGACGGCACGCAGGGGGGCCACGGAGAGAACCUGGCUCCCUAUCACCCCAUCAAACCGCAGGGGGUCCUGGUCCUGGGCCAGGAGCAGGACACCCUGGGCGGGGGGUUUGACGCCACCCAAGCGUUCGUGGGCGAACUGGCCCAUUUCAACAUCUGGGACCGGAAGCUCAGCCCCGGGGAGAUCUACAACCUGGCCACGUGCAGCACCAAAGCCCCCGCCGGCAACGUCAUCGCCUGGUCCGAGACCAACAUCGACAUCUACGGGGGAGCCACCAAGUGGACUUUCGAAGCUUGCCGCCAGCUCAACUAG
This is a messenger RNA of Emys orbicularis (European pond turtle), 1305 nucleotides long. RefSeq names its product neuronal pentraxin 1 (gene NPTX1). The transcript is spliced from 5 exons. Gene Ontology annotation, biological process: axonogenesis involved in innervation. The record is from RefSeq and is a predicted model, not a curated record. Lineage: Eukaryota; Metazoa; Chordata; Testudines; Emydidae. The coding region runs from base 1 to 1305 and encodes 434 amino acids.